Messenger RNA from Sphaeramia orbicularis (orbiculate cardinalfish), 1381 nucleotides. Its product is annotated as transmembrane protein 74-like. The record is from RefSeq and is a predicted model, not a curated record. NCBI's taxonomy places the organism in Eukaryota, Metazoa, Chordata, Actinopteri, Kurtiformes, Apogonidae. The transcript has a single exon. The coding region runs from base 18 to 830 and encodes 270 amino acids.
GUCCGGCCCGUGUUCAGAUGGAUGAUUUGGAACUGUUUUACUUUGAGCAAACCGAUCCGAAAGACGCCUCCUUGGGUGUCAGGGAGAUCAACUGUGGCGGCGGCGGAGGAGAAGCAAGAGGAGGUGGUUCAGGACCAUGGACAGCGCACCGGCCCGCACGUUCAGAACCAUGGACAGCGCACCGGCCCACAGAAACAUCUUUCACCUCCAAAACCCAAGAUGAAGAUGAUGAUGUUGGACUGAUAGAGACAAGUCCACAAACCUGCAGAUUGAGUCACAGCUCCUCUAGUGAACUAUACGAGGAGGAGGAGGAGGAGGAGGAGGAGGAGGAGGGGGCGGCGGAGGUGGAGGAAGAAGAAGAAGAAGAAGAGGAGGACAUCCCGGAACUUUACUUACUGUCCGAUGAUGACCUCUCCUCCGACGGCUCCGGGAAGUCGGUGGAUUACGGCUUCAUCAUCGCCGUCACUUGUCUGGUCACGGGUAUCUCUUUAGUCGCUAUAUCCUACACGAUCCCCCGGGACGUGAGAGUGGACCCGGAUACCGUGUCGGCCCGGGAGAUGGAGAGGCUGGAGAGGGAGAAAGCCCGAGUGGGAGCCCAUCUGGACCGGUGCGUCAUAGCCGGACUGUGCCUGCUCACCCUGGGAGGCGUGCUGCUGUCCACGCUGCUCAUGAUCUCCAUGUGGAAAGGGGAGAUGAUGAGGAGGAAAGCCUUUGCCUAUUCUAAACACGCAGCCAAGUUGUACGGCUCCAUAAAUUUGAAAGCGGACUCCAGCCCCACUCGGGAAUCCCAUUUGUCAGUGGCUGAUGAGGAUUUGGAAGUGCUCAGCUGAUUUAUGGACAGGACAGGCCCCAAAGACUUGGAAAAGUGCUUACAAAAUCCUUCCAGUGCUGUCCUAUAAUCGGGGAUGUAGAGGAGGGCUUAAUGCCUGCUUUUUUUUUUUUUUUUUUUUUUUUUUUUCCUUAAAGCCGAGGCUACUUUUUUGAUUGAAAUGGACCUUUUUAAGUUCAGAGCUGGACUUUUAUGAUAAGCAUUAGAGAGUUCACACAGUUCAAUGGAUGCAGUCAGUUGUACAGCUCUGGAGGAAAGUAAGAGGACACAGGUCGUGAGUAAGAUCCUGAUAAAAUAUUGGGAUUCAGAGCAUGUGUUUGCAAAAAAAGUACCUGAAACUUAAGAGAGAGAGACAGCCCAUAAUAAUAACACCAGCCAUAAAUGUUGUGUUGUUUGUUAAAUUUGAUAAAGACACUAAAAUGAAGGUUUUAAGAACUUUAAACCGGCUGUUUCUUGGUUUCCUUGACAAACUCAGAAUGUGCCAAAUUGUUUUUCUAAUCAUCAGUGUCAGAGUGAAUCCACACUUUCAGUUAUCUUGUAUUUUAGAUACAG